Molecule: messenger RNA, 1428 nt
Organism: Echinostoma caproni
Lineage: Eukaryota; Metazoa; Platyhelminthes; Trematoda; Plagiorchiida; Echinostomatidae
Source: the annotation of a GenBank genome assembly
AUGCAUCUGACCAAUAAAGGUGCAAUUGUUUCUUCAAUUAAUCCUGAAACAGAGUCAGUCUGGAACAAUAAGAGUGCUUCGGAAUGGCGAUUUGGCCAACUGGAACCACAAAUCCCGGAUGCCUGGUCCCCUGGAGUUUACCUGCAUUCAGGUCUUAGUACAGAUUGGUACUCCGUACCUAUCUACACAGAAUCCGGAUGUCAAACCAGUGGUCAAAGCCACUGGUCCACAGAUGCGAACUCCAAUUCACCGAGACGAAUCACCACGCGAUUGUGCCAUUCCGAAGAGGGAGAUGAUGAAAACGGGGUGUACCAGUCGUGCUUCGCGGAUUCCGAUCCACUGGAUGAUCCGCAUACAAACCCCGUGGAACGGAAAGGACCACAACCGGAGGACAGUGAAUCGAAUCGCACAACUAAACGAGCCCGAACUGCCUAUACACAAACCCAAUUGAUUGAACUAGAGAAAGAAUUCUGGUACAGUCAAUACUUGUGUCGUCCACGUCGAAUCGAAAUCGCGGCAGCUUUAAAUUUGUCCGAGAAACAGAUCAAAGUAUGGUUUCAGAAUCGUCGGAUGAAAUUCAAGCGCCAACGUCUCAACGGAACUGCGUGCCCGGAUCCAACGGUCACUGGAUCCGGUUCCGAGAACACAGUAUCCUCUCACUCGGACCAUCUACGGCGUUGUCAUCAUUCACAUUCACUUUCACAUUUGUCGGAAAGGAUGCGAACCAAUCAGCAGGCGAAUCACCAGGAGCAAAUAUCCUGCUCAAACGAGUCUAUUCGGGGCCAAUUGCAACCGAAUAACUUAUUCAUGACGGAAGUCGAAUCCAAACAAGCAAAUCACCGGGAUGGAAAGAGUAAAACAUCGAAAGAUUUGCACAAUUCCCAUUCGGAAACAGAUAAUGAGUCGGUAACUACGGAGAAUAUCGUACGGUACCACUCUGUUCAAACUGAAGGUGAGAAACAUUUCCCGGCCUGGGAACAACAUCUGCCUUCUACGUGGACUUCUUCCUCGUGCAUUCCGGGAUACCAGUGCAUGUCUGGGAAGAGCAUCGUAGCCAAUGAUCCGGUCCCUAGACCGGAGUUCAGAAUGUACUACGAACAGAAAUGGUGUUUGGAAUCAGUAUCUCAUCCGAAUGCACACGACAGACUGGAAGUAUGCCAACCGUUUAGCUAUUGGGCGCAACCAGAAUUAACUUCGACCGAGAAAACGGGAAACAUUUUACCACGGGAUAAUUUUGAUUUAGAUCACUUUACUAAUUCGCCCGGCGAAUGCUUUGAACAAACUAACUUGUUGUUAGACACGUAUGGUGCAACCAAUCUUGAUCAGAUGAACUGGUUGAGCACAUGUGCGGCGCGAUCUUCCAGACAAGGAUCGAGUAUGAAUACCAAUUCACCUGAAUCAUGGAGGGCUUUAUCUUAUGAGAUCUAA